CACCGGCGUGUCCCAUUCCGCGAACGUCAAGUUUUUCCCGACUUGCAUUUGGGCGCCGAUAUCUUUGGCCACGUCGCGCAUUACUCGACAUUUUCCCGUUCAGACCGAUGAAAACGUCCAUUUAGGUGCCUGACAGAACCUCUUGUAAGGUUUUAAACUCGUCAGUAACGGGGGCUAGAAGGUCGAAUUUGUUUUGACGGGCAUAAGUUCGUGCUAGCGAAGGCAAAGCCGCCUUCAAUACCCAGCAGAAUCAUGAACAUUUUCAGACUCACCGGCGAUCUUUCCCAUUUAGCAGCCAUCAUUAUUCUACUUCUAAAAAUAUGGAAAACCAGGUCCUGUGCCGGUAUCUCAGGGAAGAGUCAGAUCCUGUUCGCCUUGGUGUUCACCACGCGCUACCUGGACCUGCUCACCUCCUUCAUCUCCCUCUACAACACCACCAUGAAGGUCAUUUACAUUGGCUGUGCGUAUGCCACCGUGUACCUGAUCUACACUAAGUUCAAGGCCACCUACGACGGUAACCAUGACACCUUCAGAGUGGAGUUUCUGGUCGUUCCCGUGGGAGGGCUGGCUUUCCUUGUCAACCACGACUUCUCUCCUCUCGAGAUCCUGUGGACAUUCUCCAUCUACUUGGAGUCGGUGGCCAUCUUGCCACAGCUCUUCAUGAUCAGUAAGACUGGCGAGGCAGAGACUAUCACUACCCACUACCUGUUCUUCCUGGGCCUGUACCGGGCCCUGUACCUCAUCAACUGGAUCUGGCGCUUCUAUUUGGAGGGGUUCUUCGACAUGAUCGCUAUCGUGGCCGGUGUUGUUCAGACAAUCCUCUAUUGCGACUUCUUCUAUCUGUACGUAACGAAAGUACUGAAAGGAAAGAAGCUGAGUCUUCCAGCAUAAGUGCCAAAGAUCAUCAAUUUGGCAGACUCGUGGAUGGCGCGACAAAGGAAACCGUUGCCUCCAUCCCACCCCCUCUACUCCCCCCACCAGUGUAAGAUGCGUGAGACAGAGAGCGAGACUUUUACAGUUUGUCCUGUCUCCUGACCACUAUCAGCGACACCCAUGGGCCUGUUCAGGGGGGUGCAAACGUAAGGGCUCUCAGAAAGAAAUGUACUGUGUAGAACAGAUGAUUAUGUAGAGCUAGAUAAUAGUUGUCAGCUCAAUUCAUUAUAUUUCUAUCUGCAACGCUUUGAACGCUUCACCUCGCUGAAUACACCCUAGAAUCAACCUGAAGAGGCCAUCCUGCAGCUUUCUGUUUGAUGCAUCAAGCCUUUUUUUAUCACUGUAUAAAGGAAGAAAAAAGGAAGAAUUUUUCUACAUAAGUGUACUCUGAUUUGACACGUUAGCAAAAGAGGUGAAAACAAAUUGCCUUUGAUUUGGCACUGUAAAACAUUGGAGCCAACUUCUUGGGGUGGGAUAUUAACUAAAACCAUUUAUCUCAAAUGUACAUAGUAUUUUUUUCCUGAAUCCCAAUGGAGCGGAAGUGUAAUGGAGGCGUUGUAUCCCUUGGCUGGAAAACCUUUGUUUUGUCUUUCUGACCCAGUGUACAUUCCUGUAUAAAGAUGGCAGUUAAAACUGUUCAUGUCCUAGUCAAUACUUAAUAUUUCCCCAAACUGGCUAUUUUUUAUUUUUUUUGAAGUUGGAAUUUACCAGUAACUGUCACCUGCUAUUUGAGUUAACUGUACAUUUUCGGUGGAUAUGAGGUCUCACUCAGCGCCCCAAAUGUUUUCACUGAUACAGUAACUGCCGCAUCUGCAUUGCUGUAAAUGGCUUUCAAUUCACAUUUACGUCAACAUUUUCUUACAAUGGGCUAUCUAUAUUUAUCAUAUUCUGUCAUUUCAAAAUGGCUCUUCUGAAAUUAGUUCAUUCGAUGGCAAUAUGCUAUAGGCUACCAAGGCAGAAAUCAGCUCCUGAAGCCAUUGUUCUAUUCAGAUAUAUUUUGUGUAUCUUUCCUUUCAAAAAAAGAUAAUGUCCAUAGAAUUGUCUACGUGAUGUGCGUAUUGUUGAGCUCACUUUAGAGAUCUAGCUGUUGAUCUGUGACAAACAUGAUUCUACGGGCAUUGUUAAAUUGGAACCAGAAUGACUACCUUAUUUUAAAGACAUCUGCCUUGAUGUUGUCUUCACAUGCAGAUCAUUCCAAUUGGUUAGGAUUUGAUUUUUUCCUGAGCUUUCUUUUGCAUGAUGUUGCCAUCACAAAUAAAGAUUUUACGGGAAACAUUUGA
This is a messenger RNA of Oncorhynchus mykiss (rainbow trout), 2213 nucleotides long. RefSeq names its product ER lumen protein-retaining receptor 2. Lineage: Eukaryota; Metazoa; Chordata; Actinopteri; Salmoniformes; Salmonidae. The record is from RefSeq and is a predicted model, not a curated record. Gene Ontology annotation, cellular component: membrane. Gene Ontology annotation, molecular function: ER lumen protein retrieval receptor activity. Gene Ontology annotation, biological process: protein retention in ER lumen.